CCGGACAUCCACGUAUAAGACACUGAGGCGCAUGCGCUGUUGCCUUAUAGGGCCACCAGAGUUGCGCGCCUGCGUUGCCCUCCACAUUCAUUCCGUUCGCUUUAUUACAUUGUAAAGGUUGCUAACCACCUCCACCUCUUUUUUCCCCCCUCUGAGAACGCGCACGCUCGUACGUUCGCUCUCCCCUCGCCCCCCACUCUCAAUCUCUGCAGUCCCAGCUCCAGAAGAGUGUCGGAGGCGCGCGCGCAACCCGAUGGCGUGCGUGCGGACGCAUGCGCUAUCCGAUGCGUGAGCAAAGCGGGGAGUCGGGUUCAAAGGAGGAAAUAUGGCGGAAAACAAAGGAGGAGGAGGAGGAGGCGGCGGCGGUGGCGGCGGGGAGGGGGCUGGAGAGGCCGGGCCGGUGGGGGGUGGUCCCGAACCUGCCGCUGCGGCGUCGGCUGUUGUUGUCACCUCUGCGGCGGCAAUUGCAUCUCCGUCUUCUCCGGCCCCGAUCCAGCCCGAAGAAAGAGAAAGCCCCGCCGCGGCGAUCCUGGCUGCGGCGGUGGACAAGGGCCCAGGGGAGGCGGAGGCCGCGGCGCCGGUUGUGGUAAGCGUAGGCCCGAGUUCCACCUCUAUCCCGGCACCUCUGGGCCCCAGCCCUGCUCCCCCCGCUCUGUCCAACGCCGCGCCGGGCCCGCUGUCGCUCCUAGACACCUGCGCAGUGUGCGCGCAAAGCCUGCAAAGCCGGGAGGCCGAACCGAAGCUCUUGCCUUGCCUUCAUUCCUUUUGCCGCCGCUGCCUGCCGGAGCCUGAGCGCCAGCUCAGCGUGCCGGUGCCCGGCGGUGCCAACGGGGAUAUCCAGCAGGUUGGUGUGAUCAGAUGCCCAAUUUGUCGCCAAGAAUGCAGACAAAUAGAUUUGGUAGAUAACUACUUUGUCAAAGAAACAUCUGAAGUACCAAGCAGCUCUGAUGAGAAAACUGAACAGGUAUGCACCAGUUGUGACGACAAUUCUAGUGCUGUUGGGUUCUGUGUGGAAUGUGGAGAAUGGCUUUGCAAAACUUGUAUAGAAGCUCAUCAACGUGUAAAAUUUACAAAGGACCAUAUGAUCAGAAAAAAAGAAGAUGUCUCUUCAGAAGCUGUUGGAGCAUCUGGUCAACGUCCUGUUUUUUGUCCUGUGCACAAACAAGAACAGUUAAAACUUUUCUGUGAAACCUGUGAUAGGCUGACGUGCAGAGAUUGUCAGUUACUGGAACACAAAGAACAUAGGUAUCAGUUUUUGGAAGAGGCAUUUCAGAAUCAAAAAGGUGCUAUCGAGAAUCUCUUAGCCAAACUCCUUGAAAAGAAGAAUUAUGUUAACUUUGCAGCUAGUCAAGUACAAAAUAGGGUAAAAGAAGUAAAUGAAACUAACAAACGAGUAGAACAGGAAAUCAAAGUGGCUAUUUUUACUCUCAUUAAUGAAAUCAAUAAAAAGGGGAAAUCUCUCUUACAACAGCUUGAGGUACAGUUAAAUUUAACAGUGAACAUAAUGUGGGUAUCGAUACGUAUUAUUCUUUUGAUUUAAAUGACCUUUUUAAGAGCUCUUUUCUUGAUACACCAUGUUAUCAGUGGCAACAAACUCAGUUUAUAUUUCUUUCCAGUUUAAUCUGGUCAUAGGAAGAUCAGAAGCAUCCAUUUUCACUUGGAAACAAAGUUCUGGAAAAUUUUGUUGAAUUAAUUUGUCUAUAGUUUCUCAAAAAUAGUUUACAAUUUGAUUAGUUUAUAAGCAUAGCAAAUAAAUAUACA
Notechis scutatus (mainland tiger snake) is the source of this 1761-nucleotide messenger RNA. NCBI's taxonomy places the organism in Eukaryota, Metazoa, Chordata, Lepidosauria, Squamata, Elapidae. The record is from RefSeq and is a predicted model, not a curated record.